Nannospalax galili (Upper Galilee mountains blind mole rat) is the source of this 11006-nucleotide messenger RNA. RefSeq names its product dachsous cadherin-related 2 (gene Dchs2). The coding region runs from base 122 to 10279 and encodes 3385 amino acids. The transcript has 20 exons. Gene Ontology annotation, cellular component: plasma membrane; cell-cell junction. The record is from RefSeq and is a predicted model, not a curated record. Gene Ontology annotation, biological process: homophilic cell-cell adhesion. Gene Ontology annotation, molecular function: calcium ion binding. Lineage: Eukaryota; Metazoa; Chordata; Mammalia; Rodentia; Spalacidae.
AAAAGAGAUGGGACUCGUUUAAAGACAUCCAGGGGCUGGAGAGGUGGCCGCAGCGGCAGCGCUGGCUGGAGCUCCCCCGCGGGCGGGAGCUGCGGGCGGGGGACGUCCGCAGCAGUUGCGGAUGUCAACCCGGGAACUCCUGGGUCUGUUGGUUUGUUUGCCAAGCAAAGUCUUUUCUUCUCUUGCUCAGACACUGAAGAGGCUCCAGGAUUGUUCUGCGAUCCCACCGCAAGCUGGCAGCUAUCCGGAGCCUUCCCAAGGAGCUGGCGGACAAACGAACCCUUCUGGGAGGAGGAUGGGCAAAGGGCGUCAGCGGCCGGGGUCACCCGGUGGGCAGCCCCUAGGCGCCAGUGCGCAGCGCUCCCUGAUCCGGUUCUUCGUGCAUGCGUGGCUGUGGGCAUCCUCGGGCUCGUCCGCCCAGGUAUUCAACCUCAGGCUUUCCGUGGACGAGGGUCUCCCCCCGGACACGCUGGUAGGUGACAUUCGCGCCGGAUUGCCAGCCGCGCAGCAACAGGAGGGAGGCGGAUUCUUUCUGUCCGAGGAUUCGGAUGACUCCCCGCUGCUGGACGACUUCCACGUGCACCCGGACACCGGCAUUAUCCGCACCGCUCGGCGCCUGGACCGCGAGAGGCGGGACCACUACAGCUUCGUGGCGGCCACGCUGCUGGGCGAGGUGGUGCAGGUGGAGAUCCACGUCAAUGACGUGAACGACCACUCACCCAGCUUUCCCCGAGACUCCCUGCUGCUCGACGUAUCGGAGCUCAGCCCACCUGGGACUGCGUUCCGCCUGCCAGAUGCCCAAGACCCGGACUCGGGGAGGUUCAGCAUCCAGGGCUACACCUUGAGGCAGGCAUACGGCCUGCUGGAGGAUCCCGCAGGACCGUUCUUCCGACUGCGCUACGGGACGUCUGGGCCACCGCCCUCGCAGCCCCUGCCGGAGUCCUCACCAUCCCUGGAACCACUGGACUUGGUGCUGUUGCGGCGCUUGGACCGAGAGGUGAUGGCGCAGCACGAACUGCAGAUUGAAGCUUGGGACGGUGGCAGCCCUCGGCGCACUGGCAGCCUGCAAGUGCACCUGCGUGUGCUGGAUGAAAACGACAACCCGCCGGUUUUUGAGCAGGAUGAGUACCCCACCACGGUACGUGAGGACGCCCCGCCGGGCACCGAGGUGUGCCGCGUGCACGCCACCGACCGCGACCUGGGGCCCAAUGGCCUGGUGCGCUACAGCAUCCGUGAGCGGUUAGCGGUCGGGGCCAGUGCAGGUGGCGUGCCCUCGGGGGACUCAGCCUACUUCUCGGUGGAGGAGCUGAGCGGCGUGGUGAGGGUGCGGAGACCUCUAGAUCGCGAGGCCCAGGCCUGGCACCAGCUGGUGGUCCAAGCCACAGAUGGAGGUGCCGAGCCAGAGGUUGCCACCGUGCGCGUGUCCAUCGCCGUGCUGGACGUGAAUGAUAACCAGCCCGCCAUCCACCUGAUUUUUCUCACGGAGGGAGGCACGGCCAGCGUCUCUGAGGGCGCCCGCCCUGGCGACUAUGUGGCUCGAGUCUCCGUGUCUGAUGCAGACGGUGACCCAGAGAAAGAAGAGGCGGCUGGGACGCUUGGUGCAGGUCUUGGGACCGGCAGCAUCUCGUUGUUCUUGGACGGUGGAGAGGGGGCCUUUGCGCUGAAGCCGGGUGGGCCUCCUGGAGUGUUUUUCCUUUGCGUGGAGGGCCCCUUAGACAGGGAAAGCCGAGAUCUGUAUGAGUUGAGACUAGUGGCCACAGAUGCUGGGUCCCCUCCAUUGAGCACCGAAGAGACAUUGCUGCUUAGGGUCGCUGAUCUCAACGACCAGCGGCCUGUCUUCAGCCAGGAGCAUUACUGGGCCUCAGUGUCUGAGGCCGCAGGCCCAGGCACCGCGGUGGUGUGGGUCAGCGCGACAGAUGCUGAUGAGGCGGGUACCAAUCACACCCGGCUAAACUAUGCGCUAAUCCACCUCUCUGCUGCUUGCAACUCUGAGGCUUUGUCACCCAAGGCAGAGUGUGCGCCAUCUUUCAGCAUCAACCCGGACAGUGGUGCGAUCAGCACUACCAGAUCUUUAGACAGAGAGGUCCAGGAGAGAGUGGAGCUGAGAGUGGUGGCCCAGGACCAAGGAGAGCCACGGCUCUCUGCCACCUGCCUGGUGAGCAUUACUGUGGAAGAUGUGAAUGACAACGAGCCUGUCUUCAGGAAGCAGGUGUACAAUGUCACCCUUGCAGAGCACACCCCAGUUGGACACUGCUUUCUGCAGGUAAAAGCCUCUGAUGCAGAUGCAGGGCUCUAUGGCUUGGUCGAGUAUUCUCUUUAUGAUGGAUUCCAAAGUUAUGAAGCACCUCCAGCAUUCCAGAUAGACCCUCGGGAUGGGCAAAUCUGUGUGUCUCAAGACAUUGACAGAGAACGAGAUCCAACCACCUUUGAUUUGCUGGUGAAAGCUAAGGAUGGGGGUGGUCUAAGUGCCCAAGCUUUUGUCCGGGUGGAACUAGAAGAUGUAAAUGAUAAUCAUCCUGUAUUUAAUCCAUCAACUUAUGUGACCAGCAUCAGCAUCCAGUCCCACCCAGGUACUGAGAUCGUCAAUGUUCUUGCCAGUGACAGGGAUUCUGGGAUAUACGGAACGGUGGCUUAUGAACUCAUUCCAGGAGACCUGUCAUCCUUUUUCACCAUUGACCCCCUUACAGGAAUUAUUUACUUAACAUCAACACUCAGCCAUUUGGAAGCUACCACACUCUUUCUGAUGGUUGGUGCUCGAGAUGGUGGUGGGCUCACAGCUGACACUAAUGCUGAUGUAACCAUACACAUUCUGCAGACCACAUUGGCUCCUGCGGAAUUUGAAAGGCCCAAGUACUCUUUCUCGGUAUACGAAGAUGCACCCAUCGGCAGCUUUGUUGGAACAGUGAAAGCAGGAGAGUCCUCAAAUUCCUCAGAGCCAAUCUCUUACCGAAUUUCCUCUGGGGAUCUGGACAGAAAGUUCUCCAUUCAUCAAUGGCUUGGCACUAUUCACACCCAGAAGCCUCUGGACCAUGAAGCUCAGCCCACAGUUGUCCUCACCAUCCAGGCCCAGCUCGGCAGCUCCUCAGCCUGCAGCAGCACAGAAGUAAACAUAACUGUGAUCGAUGUCAAUGACAACCAACCCAAGUUUCCCACAGCCUCAGAUGAGAUCAAGAUCUCCCAGACCACACCUCCUGGUACAGCCUUGUACCUUGCACGAGCAGAGGACAGAGACAGUGGGCUGAAUGGACUAGUCCGGUAUGCCAUUGCAAGCCCAAAGCCAAGUGUGUUUAGCGUUGACCCAGGAUUUGGGGUGUUGUAUCUCAGCGGGAACCUGGAUGGUCAGGUCCCAGGGAAGCUCACACUGACCCUGGUGGCUGAGGACCAUGGUGCUCCUCCUCAGGCAUCCCAGUUAGUGCUCACCAUAAUAAUAGACAAGCAAGAGCAAAGCCCUGUCUUAGCUUUUGAAAAUUUGGUCUAUCAAGUAGAAGUUAGUGAAUCUCUCCCACUGACAACACAAAUACUUCAAGUACAGGCCUACCCACUGCAUCUGUGGGGCCCAACCUCACAGAUGGUAUACACUCUGGAUGCCAGCGUGGACUCUGCAGCGUUUGGAAUACACUCUCACACAGGGUGGAUUUAUCUGCGGCGACAGCUCGACUAUGAAUCUACACAAACAUACAGGUUUAGAGUGUUUGCCAGGAUCCCAGAGGGCAGAUUGUUGCCGAAUGUGAGCACUUCGGUAAUCGUCCAUGUCUUAGAUGAGAAUGAUAAUUCCCCUGUCUUCUUGCAUGAUGUGAUGGUUUUGAAAGUGGAGGAGAGCCCUACUCCCCUAGGGGUAAUUGGCAAAAUUACAGCCAUUGACACAGACUCUGGGAAGAAUGGACAGCUGUCAUAUUUCCUUCUGUCUGAUGGAAAAUUCUUCAGGAUGAAUCCUAACACAGGUGAACUGAUUAGUUGGUUGGCAUUGGAUCGUGAGCAUCAGGGGCAUCAUCAGUUGACUGUCCUAGUGACGGAUCAUGGCUCUCCACCACGAAAUGCGACCACGGUAGUUUACAUCACAGUUACUGACAUCAAUGACAACAGGCCAUUUUUCCCACAAUGUCUCCCUGGAAAGGAAUUUCAUAUCAAGGUUUUGGAAGGUCAACCAGUAAAUACAUUGGUUACAACUGUAUUUGCAAAGGAUCUCGAUGAAGGACAUAGUGCAGAAGUCACAUACUCAGUCUCUUCAGAAGAUUAUCCUGCUCACUUUAAGAUUGAUGCCAACAGUGGUGAAGUUAGAACAACCACAGUACUGUCACAUGACUACAGACCUUCCUAUAGGAUAGCAGUUAUCGCCAGUGACCAGGGCUUGCCCCCACUGCAAGGGCAGGCCAUUAUCAACAUUCAGGUGAUACCCCUAUCCAAAGGGAGAAUUUUCAUGUCUCAGAAUAUCAGACAUUUAGUUAUCCCAGAAAACACGAAGCCUGCAAAAAUCAUGAGCUUGAUGAAGCCACCCAGUCCCCUUCAGCAACACCAUAAUGGGAAGUUACACUUCAGUAUUUUUGCAGAGGACAAGGAUGACCACUUUGAAAUCGACAGCUCAACAGGAGACCUGUUCCUCUCCGAAGAACUUGACUAUGAAAUAACAUCUCACUAUCUUAUCAGGGUGAUUUCUAAAGACCAUAGUCACGACCCUCCCCUGAACAGCACAAUCUUCCUUAGUGUCGAUGUGGAAGAUCAGAAUGACCAUUUUCCGUCAUUCCAGGAUGAGUUCAUUGUGAUAAGUGUGGAAGAGAAUGCUGCUGUAGGGACUCUGGUGUACGUCUUCAAUGCCAAGGACGGUGAUGGCAGCUUUCUGAACAGAAGGAUACAAUAUUUCAUGGAAUCCAGCCAUGUUGGAACAAAUCCAUUUCUCAUCCACCCCUCUUCUGGCACACUGGUUACCGCAUCUCCCCUGGACAGAGAGGACAUUCCAACUUUUAUCCUGACCAUUACUGCCUCUGAUCAGGCUGUGAAUGUGACGGACCGGCGGUGGAGGUCACUGGUGGCAGAAGUAGUGAUUUUGGAUGUGAAUGACCACAGCCCCAGCUUUGUGUCCUAUCCUGUUGCCUAUGUCAGAGAGGAUGCUGCGGUGGGCUCCCUGGUGCACCACGUAAGUGCCCAGGACCCAGAUGCAGGAAUGAAUGGAGAAGUAACAUAUAGCAUCCUCUCAGGAAAUGCGAACACGGCCUUUACGUUAGAUAAGUCGUCAGGCUUGUUAAUGACAGCUCGUCCUUUGGACUAUGAAGUGAAAACUCAGCACGUUCUGACCCUUGUGGCCCUUGAUGGUGGCACACCUGCACUUUCUUCAUCCCAGACUCUGACGAUUACUGUCCUUGAUGUAAACGAUGAGACACCGGUAUUUACACAAUACCCAUAUGAAGUUUCAGUUAAAGAAAACCAAAGUCCAGGGGCAUUUGUCACAAGGGUUGAAGCUAAAGACACAGAUUCAGGAGUCAAUUCCAAGCUUCAGUUUGAAAUCAUGCCAGGGCCUUUCUUUGGGUUGUUUGAAAUCAAUCGUGACACGGGAGAUGUGGUGACAAUGGCUACAUUUGACAGAGAAACUCAAGAAGUCUUCACGCUUCGAGUACUUGUGAGAGACGGAGGAGUCCCUUCGCUCUCCAGCACCACAGUGAUUGUCUGCACCAUUGAAGACGAAAACGAUCACGCACCAGAGCUUAUUUUCUCCAGUGACAACAUUGAGGUUCUAGAAAACCAAGAGCCAGGGCCUGUCUACACUGUGCUGGCUUUUGAUAUGGACGCUGGAAAUAAUGGAACCAUCACAUAUCACAUAUUUGGUGGAAAUGUUGAUGGGUACUUUGCCAUUCAUGUGACCUCAGGAGAACUCUCAACAACUCGCCCUUUGGAUCGGGAACAAAUCAACAAUUUUACCCUCAUUAUCCUGUGUUCAGACAUGGGGACUCCACCUCGGAGUUCUUUGAUGCAGUUGAAAGUUAGGGUCUUAGAUGACAAUGACCACAGCCCUUCCUUUCCCAUGCUUCAUUACCAGGCCCCUGUGAGAGAAGAUGCUGAGGUGAGCUCUGUGGUCCUUAUGCUCUCUGCUGUGGACAGAGACGAGGGCCUCAAUGGACAGAUAGAGUAUUUUCUGAUGGAGGAGACUUCUGGUGCAUUCACUAUUGAUCUUGAAACAGGAACCCUGAGAACUAGGCAUACUCUUGACCGAGAAGCCACAUCUCAGCACAUUUUCCAGGUCAUGGCCAGAGACCGAAGCAUCCAAGACUCAAGAAGCACCACGAUAACUGUACAAGUAUCUGUCACUGAUGUUAAUGAUAAUGAUCCGGUUUGGGAACAGAAUCCCAUUGAUGCUUUUCUUUCCCCUAAUCUGUCCAUAAACCAAAACGUUGUUCAUCUGAGAGCCAGUGACCCAGAUGCAGGGCCCAAUGGAACUGUCAUUUUCAGUUUUACAGACACCCAGUCAAUGUUUUCUAUUGAUGAAUAUACAGGAGAAGUUAAACUUCAGCAAAAUCUAUCUUCAGAAUGUUUUCCUAUCUGGGUGCAGUUAAAAGUCACAGAUCAAGGGGUCCCAGGGAGGACAGCCACUGGUCUCUUGGUCAUUCACAUGGAAGGAGAAAAUAGAAAGAUUUCCUUCAGCCACCAACUAUAUAAAGGACUCGUGAAUGAAAACUGUGAGGCAGGUACUUCUAUUGUGACUGUAAAAGCUUUUGCUCCUGUCUCAAUUCAAGAUACUUUGAAAUACUCAAUUUUCAGUGGAAAUGAAGAUGAAGUUUUUGCCAUGGGCUCUAACUCAGGACAACUCACUGUGAGAGAACCUAAAUUCCUUGAUUUUGAAGUGAGGAAUGAAGUGCAACUCAUUGUUUUUGCUGAGAUCGGUGGGUACAGAGCCUACAGCAAAGUGGAAGUUUCCAUAGAGGAUGUGAAUGAUAAUUCUCCACGCUUUGAGCAAAGUGUUUACUGGGCAUCUGUGACUGAAGGCCAACCCUGCAGUGCUCAUGUCACACAGGUUUUUGCCACCGACUUGGAUGGGGGGUUGAACGGCCUGAUCCAGUAUUCCAUUGUCUCUGGCAACCAAGGAGAAGUCUUCCAGAUUGACUCACAGAGUGGUGUGGUAACAACAUCUGCCAUCCUGGACUACGAGUCCACCAUCUCCUACAGCUUGAUUGUACAAGCCACAGAUAGAGGGGUGCCCCGACGUUCUGACACAACUGUGAUCAAGAUACAGGUGACUGAUAUAAAUGACAAUGCUCCUACCUUUCUCCCAUCAGACGCAGUAGAAAUUGCAGAAAAUUCUUUGCCUGGUGUGAUUGUGUCUCAGGUGUCAGUUCGUGAUGUGGAUCUGAGUCCAGCUUUCAUCUUCAGUCUUGCGGAGGAAAGUAAUCCUGGAACCAAGUUUGCUAUCCAUCAGGACACUGGAGUGGUGGUGGUGGUGGGAGCACUGGAUUUUGAAGAGACCUCUGAAUAUGAGCUGCUCGUCCAGAUUUCUGAUUCAGUGCACCACAUAGAGGGAUUCCUCACUGUCCAUGUGCUGGACAUCAAUGAUAAUCCACCAGUGUUUUCUCAAGAUUUCUAUCAGGCUACAAUUUCUGAGUCAGUACCUAUAGGAUACUCAGUGUUGACCCUGUCAGCUACAGACCUGGAACACAAUGGGACCAUUUCUUACAGGAUUUUGUCCUCCUCUAAGGAAUUCUCCAUUGAUCCCCUGAGUGGUACCAUAGUUACUACCAAUCCUGUGUUACUUGUGGAUAAAAUACCAACAAUUAGAUUUCUUGUUGAAGCCAGUGAUGGUGGAAUUCCUGCUCUGAAGGCGCUUACAUUAGUAGAAAUAGAAAUACAAGAUGUGAACAAGUAUGCCCCUGAGUUUGCAGAAGAAUAUUAUAAUCUUAGCCUGGGUGAAGAUGCUCCAAUUGGAAGCACCCUCCUGGUGUUUUCAACCAUUGACCAUGACUGGACUGUUCAAAACACACACGUUGAGUAUUCCAUCAUAAGUGGCAAUUCACAGAACAACUUCCACAUCGAAACUAGUCUUGUCCAUUCAGAAUAUCCUCAUAAGCAGUUUGGUUCUCUCAUGUUACUUCACACUCUGGACAGAGAAGCCAGUGCCAGCCAUAAGCUUGUUGUCCUAGCAUCUGACCAUGGUUGCCCACCAUUGAGUUCCACAGCCAUCAUAACCAUAGAAGUACUUGAUGUCAAUGACAACCCGCCCACUUUCAGCAGUCAGCAGUACCAAGUCCAUGUGAAGGAAAGUACUCCUGUAGGGAGCCACAUCACUGUGGUGUCAGCAGAUGACCCUGACAUGGGUUCACAUGCACGAAUCAUCUAUGGUAUAAUCUCUGGGAAUGAGAAGGAACAGUUUUACUUGGAAGAAACAACUGGGGUUCUUUAUUUGCUUAAACCUCUGGAUUAUGAGAAAAUGAUCAAAUUCACCUUAACUGUCCAUGCUGCAGAUGCAGAGCAGAAAUAUGACUCGUUUGCAACUGUGCUCAUUAAUGUUUUAGAUGAUAAUGACCACGUGCCUCGGUUCAUGUCCCCUACCUUGACCUGUGUCGUUCCUGAAGACUUACCUGCUUUCUCCACAGUGUGUUCUGUACACGCUCUGGAUUUUGAUGCUGGGCCUUAUGGAGAUGUGACUUACACUAUCUUGUCACCCUGUCUUGUCACACAGGGGAUGCCUUCCUUUCAGGAUCUCUUUGUCAUUGACCCUUUAACAGGGGACAUUCAUACUGAGAAAAUGCUUGACUAUGAAAGUAUCGACAAGUACUGCCUUGUGGUUCAGGCCAAAGAUAGAGGUGGCUCCACAGCCUCUCUUGUGGUUUGGGUGCAAGUCGAAGGGAUUGAUGAAUUUGAACCCAUCUUUACUCAAGAUCAAUAUUUUUUCAACCUCCCCAAAAAGAAUCAAGGACAACAGCUCAUUGGUCGAGUAGAAGCCUCAGAUGCAGAUGCUGGAGUUGAUGGGGUCAUUCUUUAUUCCCUUGAGACUUCAUCUCCUUACUUUUCAGUAAACAAAACAAGUGGCAAUAUUUACUGGCUUAGAGCCCCUUUCUUAAUAAAUGAUCAGCUCAGUAAAGAAGAUACCCUUGAAGUGAAAAUAAUUGCUCAUAGUCCCAAACCUGGCUCCAAGUUCACAUCCUGUAGUGUGUUCGUGAAUGUCUCACUAUCCUCUGAAGGACGCCAGGAAGUGGUAUUUGUCCACAGCUUCUCUAUCAGUCUCACUGUAUCCUUUCUGGUGUUUUUGUUACUGGUCUGCACUCUGAUUGUACUGAUUUUGAGACGUAAACAAAAAGACCCACUACACAGCUAUGAGAAGAAGUCAUCAGCAUCCACAGACAUCAAUCCAAGACUGACCGGUGCUGCCAGUGAGGUCAAGGCCACGCAGGAGACCACAGUGUGCAGGGAUGCAAUGGGGCCGACUGGAGCCAUGCCCACUGAAUGGUUGAACUUAAUGAGUGUCAUGGAGAAGGACAUUGCCCAUCUGUACAGGCACUCAAACUCCAGUGGCCACUGCUCUGUGGAUGGAGAAACUGCAGAAGAUAAGGAAAUCCAGAGGAUAAACGAGCACCCCUACAGAAAGGAUUCAGACUCAGCCCUGAGUGACCGGGGUUCCAGGGUGCCGGACUCAGGCAUCCCCAGGGACUCGGACCAGCUCUCCUGCCUGUCAGGAGAGACAGACAUGAUGGCCAGUACUGAGGUAGCAGAAGUCAGCAAUACAUUUGAGGGAGGAGAUGGAGAGGAAGACUGUAAUACAAUCUGUGUUCCAAAUCAUGCAUCACCCCAGAAAAGAGAAGCAAAAGCAGGUGUUUUGCCUGAUAGCAGGAAAGAGUCUAUAGCUCUUUCAACUCAGAUGACCUCUGAUGAUUUCACAAGAGGACACUGUGCCUGGAAUUAUCUCCUCAGUUGGGAACCCAAGUUCCAGCAUCUCGCCUCAGUGUUUAAUGAUAUUGCAAAACUAAAGGAUGAACAUUUGCAGAUGCCUGGCAUCCCAAAAGACCAAUCUUUUGUUUUUCCACCCCCUUUGAUAACAGCAGUAGCAGAGCCUGGGAUUAAGGCAGUCCCCCCACGAAUGCCAGUCACUGCCUUGGGGCCGGUUCUCCAGAAAUUCCCCCGCUCUCCCCUUCCCUACCAUGGUGGCUCACUGCCAGAAGCCAUGACUCCCAGCUUCUCUCCUUCUCUUUCCUUAUUGACAAUGCUGACUCCUGCCCGGUCCCCACGGUUACCAGAUGGAGAAUUAGGAACACACACACACAGUGCAUGCUGUGAACGGAACACAGAUGAAGCUCAAAUAUAAAACAACUGUGGUGCCAAUUGAUGAAAAAAUCCAGCAUAAAUAAUGAACAAAAUAUAAGCAAAUGCCACCUCAGGAUUGGGUUCAUUCUUAUCUAAACUUGAGUCGUCUCAUGUAACCAGGGGUUUAAAAACCUGUUUAUUUAAGUUUCGCGAAAUUCUUCAGGCCUUAAUAAGAAGUUAUUUCUUCUUUUAGACUUUAUGAUUUUCUCUCAGGCUCAAGUUAGUGUACAUCAACUAGUGUCUACUUUGUUAUACCUGGGUUUUGUUGUUUUGUAUGAUUAGAUUUCCAAAGGACACAGUGAAUUUUACUGACUGCCUAAAGAUUUAUAGAGAACAUAAUGCUGCCGAGGAUGUGGUUAUAGGUAAAAUAAAGGAGUGUCAGACUAGGGAGUGAGUUAAGGACAGAAAGGAACCAACAGGGAAAAUCGAGAGAGAAAUUAAGCUUUAAGAUGAAGUGGCAGCCUGUGAAUCUGAUGUGUUCAGAAAUGCAUUUCUGCUUUUUUGAACAUCUAAUCAGAAAUUAUCAGAAUAAUUUGUCAUAACUGUGCUGAUAGGGUGAAACCAACAUUCCUUACUGAAUGAACCAGAAGAGCCUCUUCUUGAUAAAGGGCCUGGAUCAACAGCAAUAAUACCUACAUGGGUGCCUGCCACCAGAGACUUGUUACCUCGGCCUUCUCUACAAAUGACUCUUUGGUUUGCAGUGCUCUGUCUUGUAAUAAGGCAUGAGA